Messenger RNA from Chanos chanos (milkfish), 2226 nucleotides. RefSeq names its product glutamate metabotropic receptor 7 (gene grm7). Bases 112 to 2226 code for a protein of 704 amino acids. Gene Ontology annotation, molecular function: G protein-coupled receptor activity. NCBI's taxonomy places the organism in Eukaryota, Metazoa, Chordata, Actinopteri, Gonorynchiformes, Chanidae. The record is from RefSeq and is a predicted model, not a curated record. Gene Ontology annotation, biological process: G protein-coupled receptor signaling pathway. The transcript has 9 exons. Gene Ontology annotation, cellular component: membrane.
UUGCAGAUCCCUCAGAUCAGUUAUGCCUCUACGGCUCCAGAGUUGAGUGAUGACCGACGCUAUGACUUCUUCUCUCGUGUUGUUCCUCCUGACUCAUUCCAAGCUCAGGCCAUGGUGGACAUUGUCAAGGCCAUGGGCUGGAACUACGUUUCAACGGUGGCAUCAGAGGGUAGCUAUGGAGAGAAGGGUGUCGAGGCCUUCAUGCAGCUAUCCAGGGAAGCAGGUGGAAUCUGCAUCGCUCAGUCCCUGAAAAUCCCACAUGACCACAAACAGGCGGACUUUGACAAGAUUAUUCGCCAGCUUCUUGACACACGACAUGCCAGGGCGGUCAUUAUUUUCGCCUACGACGAAGACAUUCGAGGGAUUCUCAAUGCCUCUAAAAGAGCAGACAAAGUUGGACAUUUUCUGUGGAUUGGAUCAGACAGCUGGGGGGCUAAAAACAGUCCCAUACACCAGCUAGAGGAUGCUGCAGUGGGAGCCAUCACCAUCCUGCCAAAACGAGCCACAAUAGCUGGUUUUGAUGCCUAUUUCACUUCCCGUACCCUGGAGAACAACCGUAGGAACGUGUGGUUUGCUGAGUUCUGGGAGGAGAACUUCAACUGCAAGCUAAUGAGUUCCUCCAAGAAAGAGGAGACAAGCCGGAAGUGCACAGGUCAAGAGCGAAUCGGGGUAGACUCAAAGUACGAACAGGAGGGGAAGGUGCAGUUUGUGAUUGAUGCUGUCUAUGCCAUGGCCCACGCACUGCACAGCAUGCAGAAGGACCUGUGUCCAGAGCACUCUGGAAUCUGCUCUGAGAUGGACCUGGCUGGGGGCAAGAAAUUGCUGAAGUACGUUCGCAGUGUCAGCUUCAAUGGGAGUGCCGGAACAUCUGUGACUUUCAAUAAGAAUGGAGAUGCUCCAGGACGCUAUGACCUGUUCCAGUACCAAAUGAACAAUAACAGUUCUCCAGGAUAUAAAGUUAUUGGCCAGUGGAUGGAAACACUCCAACUCAAUAUUGAGGAAAUGCAGUGGCCUAACGGAGAGCUGGAAGUGCCCAGUUCAGUGUGCAGUAAACCCUGCAAAACAGGUGAGAGGAAGAAGAUGGUUAAAGGCAUGCCAUGCUGCUGGCACUGCGAGCCGUGUGACGGCUACCAGUACCAAUACGAUGAGACAUCCUGCAAGCUGUGUUCCUAUAACAUGAGACCCAACCCCAACAGAACAGCAUGCCAGCCAAUCCCCAUCGUCAAGCUGGAGUGGCACUCUCCCUGGGCAGUCAUCCCAGUCUUCCUUGCCAUGCUUGGCAUCAUUGCUACUAUCUUUGUAAUGGCCACUUUUAUCCGUUACAAUGACACUCCUAUUGUGCGAGCCUCAGGAAGGGAGCUGAGUUAUGUUCUUCUGACUGGCAUCUUCCUCUGCUAUAUCAUCACCUUCCUCAUGAUAGCCAAGCCGGAUGUGGCUGUCUGCUCCUUUAGACGCAUCUUCUUGGGUCUGGGCAUGUGUAUCAGUUACGCAGCCCUGCUUACCAAGACCAAUCGUAUCUAUCGCAUCUUUGAGGAGGGAAAGAAGUCCGUGACACCACCCAAACUCAUCAGCCCUACCUCCCAGCUGGCCAUCACCUCAAGCCUCAUUUCUGUGCAGCUCUUGGGGGUCUUCAUAUGGUUUGGGGUAGACCCCCCCAAUACCAUCAUUGACUAUGACGAACAGAAGACCAUUGACCCAGAUCGAGCACGAGGGGUACUCAAGUGUGACAUCACAGACCUACAGAUAAUCUGCUCACUGGGAUACAGUAUCCUGCUCAUGGUGACAUGCACAGUGUACGCCAUCAAGACAAGAGGUGUGCCUGAAAACUUCAAUGAGGCCAAGCCCAUUGGUUUCACCAUGUACACCACAUGUAUUGUGUGGCUAGCAUUCAUACCCAUAUUCUUUGGCACAGCACAGUCUGCAGAAAAGCUGUACAUCCAGACAACCACUCUCACUAUCUCCAUGAACCUGAGUGCAUCCGUGGCUUUGGGGAUGCUCUACAUGCCCAAAGUGUAUGUCAUCAUCUUUCAUCCAGAGCUCAACGUACAGAAGAGGAAGCGCAGUUUCAAAGCGGUGGUAACAGCUGCCACUAUGUCUUCAAGGCUUUCCCACAAGACAAGCGACCGGCCCAAUGGAGAGGCCAAGACUGAACUGUGUGAAAACGUGGAUCCCAAUAGUCCAGCCACAAAGAAGAAGUAUGUGAGUUACAACGACCUUGUGAUCUAA